AUGAUAUUUCACGUGAUCUAUUAUGCAAGUAAGACAUUGAAUGACCCUCAACUAAAUUAUGCCGCUGCAGAAAAAGAGCUCCUUGUUGUAGUCUACGCCUUUGACAAAUUUCAAUCAUAUCUGUGGGGUCAAAGGUCAUCAUUUACACAGAUCACACUGCUAUCAAGGCAUUUUGGUGCGUCAAAAAUAGCGGCGAAGAUCCUUCAAUCAAGUUUUUACUGGCCUACGCUAUUUAAGGAUGCUUUUGAAUUCGUGAAAAGGUGUGGCCAAUGUCAACGUAUCGGAAAGCUGCGAUCGAGGUGGUCUGGUCCGUAUACUAUUACACAGGUAUUUCCACAUGGGGCAGUUGAGAUUACUCACGACAGCAAGGGGACAUUCAAGAUCAAUGGACAGCAUUUGAAGUACUAUUGGGGUAGCGAUUUUUCAAAGGAAAAGUCUACCGUUCAUCUUAGACCACCAGAAUGA
Molecule: messenger RNA, 465 nt
Organism: Olea europaea var. sylvestris
Lineage: Eukaryota; Viridiplantae; Streptophyta; Magnoliopsida; Lamiales; Oleaceae
Exons: 3
Coding region: 1-465 (154 amino acids)
Source: RefSeq, a predicted model, not a curated record